CGAAGAUCCAGUCCUGGCCUGUCGUAAAUCAGAAAUGGUCCAUCGCAUCAUAAGAGGGAUGAUGUUGAUGUACGGGGUAUAUCCCGACAACCACCUACGGGAAUGGGUGGUGGGCGAAAAAUGCGGUCUCGCAAACCGCCAGACUAAUCAGUCAAAAACCAACUACUGUCCGAAGGGCACCAACCGAGAACAACCCGCCGUUGUCCGGGAAACGUUGUCAAAAACUUACUUUGACUGGUGAAAAGUCACCAGAAAUCGGCGAGAGGAAAAUGUUUUCUUGCGAAUACUGCACGAUAUCCGGGAAUGUUUCGUGCUAUUUGGACGGGUCCUCGGAGCUGCUGGUGCCGGGCCGGGUCACCGCCAGCACCGUCGUUCCCCAGGGCGCCGUCACCGAAUUGCUGGAUCCCGAAUCGCUGGUGGGCCAACCUGACGUUCAGCAGAUAUCCGUAAAAAUAUCACCAAAUGGUUAUAUCGAACUGGAAGAUCGGUUUGCUUCGACUUGGUCACCGUCCACUCAUUGGAUCAGAGCCUUGAGGCUUUCCGACGAUUGUCAUUCGUACAAUGUACAGUUGAAAUUGCAGACGAAUUCGUCGCAACCUCCGAAAUUAGUAUUACAAGCGGUUAAAUCCAUAGAAAUUGGACAGGAAUUACAGUUGUGGUUUUCCGAAGACGUUUUAGUUAUGUUACAAAUGGUGUUUUUAACGCCGGCCAAUAUACAAGGUCAAAAAAAGUACGUUUGUAAUCGAUGCUCCACCAUGUACGAAUCGCCCAAUCCAUUGAAACUCCACAUAACUCUGGGUUGCGGUAAAUUAUCCAUUUCGACGUUGUGGCAAAGGCUACACGGCGCUGUCGUUAAUAACUUUAAAAACUCUACCAAAGAGGGCUUCCAUUUUCAAAUAUGUCUAGAUCAAAACAAACAACAAAACACCGCUAUAGAUUUAACAAAAAACUCAGAAAACCGAUUGUACAGGCCUUACGAAAAGGAACCGUCCGCAUUCAAACCGUUCAAAAAAGAGGAAACUAACAUUACACAAAACCAAAACAAAAACGUCAUGAUACCGCUGCCUUUGAAUCACUCGUGUGUGGAUCACGUCUCGAGUCCGGUGUGCAACGAUGACGCUCAAAUAGAAACGCUGGUGAGCAGCUUAGGGAGGUCCAGGCAAGGCUACAUUUGCCUCUAUUGCGGCAAAUGCUAUUCGAGAAAGUACGGGUUGAAAAUCCACAUCAGGACGCACACCGGCUACAAGCCGUUGAAGUGCAAGUUCUGCAAUAGGCCCUUCGGAGAUCCCAGUAAUUUGAACAAGCAUGUGAGAUUACACGCUGAAGGGAAUACGCCUUACAGGUGUGACCUCUGCGGGAAGAUUAUGGUAAGGCGAAGAGAUUUGGAGAGGCAUUUAAAAUCGAGACACAUGCUGGAGACGCAUCCUAAUAUGAGUUUGCUAAUAAAUUCGCCGGAUGAUAAGAAGAGCACUAGUGAUGAGGAAUCAAAGUCCAGUACAAAUUGAUAGCUGAUUUGUGAAAUAUGAAAUUAGGGAAAUUAAUAUUUUAUAUACAGUAUAGAAAUAAUUAAUUCUAUUAAUAAACAAAUUGUUCACUUUUUUAAUUAUUGUAUUAUUUUUGAUUAUUUUUAAGCUAUUUUUAAGAAAUCUUCACAUUAUGUUAAUUGUUACUGACCUAAAAAAAUGGACGAAGAAAUUAUUUUUUCCGAAAAAUAAAAAAAUCAAUGAAAUUAUUCCACUUUUGCAUUGAGUUAGUGAGGUAACGAUUCUUGUUUUAAAAAUUGGUUUCUGGCGAUUUGAAUUUUAAGAAUUCAAGGCCACCAAUACGCCUAUUUAAUCAUCGAACACCAAUGGGUUUUUAAAUUUGAAUAGUUAUAAUUCAAGAAGAUUUUCGAGACAUGUUUGGACUAAUUUACAUAAAUAUUUAUUGUCC
Molecule: messenger RNA, 1932 nt
Organism: Phyllotreta striolata
Lineage: Eukaryota; Metazoa; Arthropoda; Insecta; Coleoptera; Chrysomelidae
Source: the annotation of a GenBank genome assembly